ACGCCGUUUCCUUCACAUGAGCAAAUUAUAGAGAAAGUUGAAUUGAACUUUCAAUGGGUUCGCGAAAACAUUUCUCAGAAGGACUCAGGCCUCCUUGUCCCGAAUAAUUUUCAACAAACCGCUCCAAAUCAUGACCAAUUGAGAUCUCACACGUUUCAUCACACUUAUGAUUUGAGUCAACCGUUCUUGAACCCACAGACCGUGGCUUUUACAAAUAAGUUGAAAAUUGAGAAUAAAAUUAAUUCUAAUGGUCAGGUUGUUGAAAAAAUUCUAGAUAGGUACGUAACACAUGAACGUACUAAACAACCGACUGAAGUUUGCACAUCCUUUAUUCCAUUCAUUCCCAACAUUUUAACAAUGAAUAGUAUCGACCCUGCCGCAGCCUUCAAACUUUUACUCAAGGAGACCAUAGAGAAACGCGAACAACAAGAGCAGGCAG
Acaulospora morrowiae is the source of this 439-nucleotide messenger RNA. Lineage: Eukaryota; Fungi; Glomeromycota; Glomeromycetes; Diversisporales; Acaulosporaceae. The record is from the annotation of a GenBank genome assembly.